CCAGAUAAAAUAAUUUUUAGACUGCAGUUUAUUUGUUUAUAUUUGUAAAAUGGACGAAAUACUGGACGAUCUUAAGUUUUUCAACACAACUACUGAUAGUCGCAAAGACAGCGAGACUUCGGACACAGCAGAGGGCACCGCCAACGAUACGGAGACUGAUACCGAUGCCAAAGACAAGAAAAGCAAUACGGAAGGUGAUGGUGAUGGUGCGGAGCCUUGCCCAAAAAAAAUAAAAACCAAAAAGGAGCUGGAGGAAGAGGAGCGGGAGCGUAUGCAAGUACUGGUGUCCAACUUUACGGAAGAGCAGCUUGACCGCUAUGAAAUGUAUAGACGCUCGGCGUUUCCCAAGGCGGCUGUGAAGCGACUAAUGCAAACCAUAACUGGUUGCUCGGUGUCACAGAACGUGGUAAUAGCCAUGUCUGGCAUAGCAAAAGUGUUUGUGGGCGAGGUGGUGGAGGAGGCUCUCGAUGUAAUGGAAACGCAAGGUGAAUCAGGUGCACUGCAGCCCAAGUUUAUACGCGAAGCUGUGCGCAAACUAAGAAGCAAAGGACGUAUGCCCAUAGGACGUUUCCAACCUCCUUAUUUUAGAUUAAACUAAUUUAGAGUUAGCUAGGCUUAAGUAGACAUUUUUAAAAAUAAA
Molecule: messenger RNA, 640 nt
Organism: Drosophila busckii
Lineage: Eukaryota; Metazoa; Arthropoda; Insecta; Diptera; Drosophilidae
Gene: Taf11
Product: transcription initiation factor TFIID subunit 11
Exons: 2
Coding region: 50-598 (182 amino acids)
Biological process (GO): transcription initiation at RNA polymerase II promoter; RNA polymerase II preinitiation complex assembly
Cellular component (GO): nucleus; transcription factor TFIID complex
Molecular function (GO): transcription coactivator activity; protein heterodimerization activity
Source: RefSeq, a predicted model, not a curated record